CCUUCUGAAAAACAACUUCAAAACUCUUAAGAACUUCCGCUUAACAAAUGUCUUUCUGCUUACAAAAUAAUGUAUAAUACCCACUUAAUGUCGCUCCGUCUCAGCUUUACGAAAGCAUUUGAAGCGUAUCAGGAGACAUUCUUAAAGUACCCGAGUAAGGCUCCACUUGUUUUAAAAUAAACGGAAUAAUGAUAUUUUCGAACGAAUAUAUGAGGGAGAAAUUGUCUUUCUUAACUCCCUUUCUACCGUAUGGCGUUCUAGAAUCUUGGGAGGAUCUUAAUCCACGACUUUACCACGCGGUGCACAUUUAUUGGCUAAAAUUCUACGGGUUAUGGUACAAUACGCAUCCGAGAACCAGUUUACUCUUCUGGGCGCACAUAGUUUACACAAUAGUAGUGCUGUGGCUCGUGUGUUUUCUACCCGGCAUAGGCGAGGUCGUCUAUUUACUGAGACGACGAGAUAACAUUGGAGAUAUCGCUGAGGGAUUGUAUUUGUUCUUAAGUGAAAUGUAUACGUAUAUAAAACUGUCAGUGUUUUGGUUGAAAAGGAGGGAAAUAAUGUCGCUCCUUGAGUUCCUUCACCGAGAUGAGUUCAAAGUCAAGGAGCCGGAGCAUAGAGAAAUCAUACGGAAGAGUAUUAAGAGGGCCCGCUUCGUGAUGACAUAUUAUUCAAGCAUGUGUGUGGGCGCAGUGAGCGUGGGAAUACUGAUGCCCCUCGCCGAACAGUUCGAAGUGCUGCCCACGAACGUGGAAUAUCCAUAUUUCGAUGUGUAUAAAUCACCAGCCUACGGAAUCAUUUACAUACACCACAUAUAUUAUAAGCCAGCAACGUGCAUUAUCGACGGCGUAAUGGAUACCAUAUUGGCGGCUUUCAUCGCCUCAGCCAUUGGUCAAAUAGACGUCCUAGCGUUCGACUUAAGAAACUUCAACUUAAUUGUGGAGCGACGACGCAAGACGCUGCCUUUCGCAGGAGUGAACAACAAAAGUAUAAAUCACAUGCCUUUGGUGAACGACCAAGAGUCAACUCAGCAUUGUCAACGCGCCGUAUUUAAGGACAUCAUUAAGCACCAUAACAGCAUUAUAAAAUACGUAUCGCUGAUCGAGAGCGCGUUCAGUCUGGCCUCGGCCCUGCAAUUAAUGCUGAGUGUGAUGGUGCUCUGUUUGGUUGGGAUACAAUUCCUUUCGAUUGAAGAGCCUAGCAGUCACCCCAUACAAAUCGCCUGGAUGGCAAUUUAUCUUACCUGCAUGCUCAUCGAAGUUUUCAUUAUAUGCUGGUUCGGAGAUGAGCUCAUAUGGAAGAGCUGGGAGCUUCACCAAGCAGCAUUCGACUCCCCCUGGCCCUCGACUGACUCCAAAACCGCCAUGUUCAUCGUCAUCUUCAUGGAGCGCUGCAAGCGGCCCCUGCGCGUCACCGCCGGCAAAAUCUUCACCCUCUCAUUGGACACUUACACUAAUCUUAUCAAUUGGUCCUACAAAGCGUUUGCAGUCAUGAGGAAUGUCAAGAAAUAAAGCAUGUUGAAGUAACUCAAGAGAAAAUAAUUUCAAAUAAAAUGGUAGAGAGCAUUUUAGGAAAAGUGCCUUAGCGCUCGUCAUGCCAUGUACACACUAGUCGAGAGCCUCUCUCCGUGACUCUCGGCACCACCGCUGCGAGUCCGAUCCAUUCGGAGAAGCGCGAAACGAGACGAGGAAGAGCGAGACGAGUAUGUACUCACUCGUUCUCGGACCUUCUCGGGGUGUCUCGACGAGUGUGUACUGCCCGCAUUAAAUGUCAAAUAUGAUUAUUACACAGCAAUUAUUUUAACAACACGACAAUUAUUAUUUGAUAUUGAAAUUAGGCUUGUCGUAAAAUGACUAAGCACUUAAUAUAAUUUCGAACGCUGUCGCUUUAAAUUUGCAUUGACAUUUUAUAGAAUUUAGCAGCUAAUAUUGAAUUCGACUUGUUGUGAAAUGAGUCAAAGCUAAUUUUAGUGAUUUAGAAUAGUCGUUAGGAAUAGAGCAAUAUUAGAGGCGGCCAUUAUGGCAGCUAAUGGGGAUAAUUGGCAGCGGCGGCAAAAUUAAUGUGUAUCAAACAUGCAACACGGGUCUGAUGCUCAGAUGCUUGCAGUAUAGGUGUAGCGCAGAUUUUGGCGUCAAAAAUCGUUUUAUUGACUUGUGAAAUGAUGUAGUUAUUUAGCAGAAUAAAAAAAUUACUUGAACCCACAACCUUAGCCUCACCGGAGCAAACCAAUGAUCUUAACUUCCUAAAGGCCUCAUUCGAACUUUAAGAUACGUCAAAUAUUAGGUCUAAACACAAUAUGGAUAGGAUACGUCAUAUGUCAGUGUCAAAAACCUAAUAUUUGACGUAUCUUAAAGUUCGAAUCAGGCCGCUUAGGGUAUAGUCCAACAAUAAACAGUAAAAAAUAUAUGAGGGCGUCACUUCCUACGUAACUGUCACAUUUUUGACGUAAAAUGCUUGCAUGGCAACAAUUUAGUUUAAAAAAUAUUUAGUUUCAUUUUAUUAAUUUCUACUAUUCUAUGUCGCACUAUACAUUGAUAUGUUCACCUCUUGUUCGCCGAUAAGGUUCGCUUCCUCGGGAGGCGCUUAUAGCGAUAUUACCGCAAACAGUAUUGAAGUUCGGAAGCCACGGCUAAUAGAAUUUUAUUUCCCAGGUGUCAGGUUGUGGAUUCAAGUCCAUUUUAAACUUAUUAGGCCUUCCCACAUUAACAAAGUCCGGUCGGAUUCAUAAACUUGUAUUUUACGAAUAGGUAUAAUAAUAAUAUAGCCCUUUAUUUCAUGCAAUUUAAAAUAACGUUACAAUAUUUACAAUUAAUUAUAUACAGGUAACAUAUAUGCUACUUAUCCACUUAUUUAUAAACAUUUAUAAGUAAUAAUUUUACUCUUACAGCUGUCUAUUAGGAAAUAUGUAUAUUAAUUGCUUUUUUUUUUAAUAAAAGUGAAUUUUACCAUUUUAAUUAUGAUUAAAAUAAUGAAUUAAUUAUUAUAUAUAAAUUAUUUAAUUGCAUGGCGCUAUGCGCGCAAAGGCCUCCCCCAAACGUUCCCAUUUUUUCCUGUCUUGAGCCGAUCUCCACCAGUGUCUGUCAUAACUUUUUAGAUCGUCUCUCCAUCUAAGUUUAGGUCUAUGGUUCUUCCUUUUUCUAUAUCUAGGCACCCACUCUGUCAAUAUUUUUGCCCAUCUAUCACUUGGCAUUCUACAUACGUGACCUGCCCAUGCCCAUUUAGUUUUUUUGGCUGCGUGGAUGACGUCUUCUAUGCCUGUUUUUUCCCUUAUAGCUGUGUUUCUUAUUCUGUCCUGCCUGGUUAUUUUUAGCAUCGACCUCUCCAUCGCCCUCUGGCAUACUCUAAGCUUAUCCGUUUGUUCUUUUGUCAGGCUCCACGUUUGAGAUCCAUAUGUCAAUGUAGGAAGAAUAGCCGUAUUAAAGGUUGCUCGCUUUAUUUUUAUGGAUAGGUCGCUCUUCAUAAUAAAUUUUAAUGCCCAGUACUUUUUCCAGGCUUUGCUUAUCCUAUUCUGUAUCUCUUUGUCUUGCUUGUUAUCGAAUGAAAUCAGUUGUCCAAGAUAAGUAAAGUUUUUGACGUACUGCAUUUCCGUUGGUCCAAGUUUAAUAGGCGUCUCUUGUCCAUUAGUCAUAAUUUUGCAUUUGUUUUUGUUCAUCUCUAGUCCUGCUUCUUUGCACACAUCAUUAAAUUCUGUUAGCAUCAUUUCUAGUGAUUCCGUGUCUUCAGCAAAAAUAAUAACGUCAUCGGCAAAUCUUAAGUUGUUUAGGAAUUUUCCGUUUAUUUUUAGGCCUUUUGUGUCCCAAGAUAGGUUUCUAAAUAUCGCUUCAAGACUAGCAUUAAAUAGUAUUGGUGAGAUUGGAUCGCCUUGUUUUACACCUUUUUGUAGUGCGAAAGAUUCUCCUUGUAUGUCAGUUUUGAUUAAGGCCUUGCUGGUUUUGUAUAUGUAUUUUAAUAUAUUUAUAUAUUUUUGGUCUACGUUUUGAUCUUCCAGGGUCUUAAAGAGAAAAGUGUGUUCAAGCGAAUCAAAGGCCUUAGAAAAGUCAAUAAAUGCUAUGUAUAUUUUGUGAUUGUAUUCUAUACUUUUUUCCAUAAUUUGGUUUAAGCUGUGAAGGUGAUCGAUUGUGCUAAAUGACGAUCUAAAUCCCGCUUGUUCCACCGGCUGUUGUUCUUCUAGAUUUCUUUCUAUUCUUCGUCUUAUUAUUGUCAUAAAUAGUUUGUACAUACAGGAUGAUAUACUAAUGGGCCUGUAGUUGUCCAAAUUAUCUUUCUUUCCCUUUUUAUGCAGUAUGGUAAUUUUAGAGAUGUUCCAUUGUUCUGGUGUAAUUUCUUCUUCUAAUAUUUUAUUGAAAACUAAAGUGAUAGCUUUGUGUAGUUCGUAACUUGAAUAUUUCAAUAUUUCGUUGUUUAUUCCAUCUGGGCCCAUUGCUUUUUCAGAUUUUAAUUUCGCGAUAGCUGAGGAAAUUUCAUCUACAAGGAACGAUUUCGGUGUUUCGCAGUCUUUUCUGUUAUAUAUGGCAGGAUCAAAGUUUUCUGUAGAAUAAAGGUGUUUAAAAAACUCGGUUGCUGUAGUAACUAUGUCCUUUCUGCUCUCUAUUUUGCCCGUCGUAUUUGUUAAGUUCGGUAUCAUUUCUUUCCCAAUAGACAUAAUUCUCUCCGCCUUUUUUAUUCCACGAAUAGGUAUAGUUACUGUUAAGACACGCUGUAUUUGUAAUGCUUAGGUAUUUGAUAUUAUUAAUUUAAGUCUACUUAAUUAAAUUAAAUGUCUGUCAUAACAAGUACAAUAAUUAAAUUUUC
Messenger RNA from Cydia fagiglandana, 4788 nucleotides. It is a transcript of the gene Or-44, whose product is annotated as odorant receptor 46a-like. Gene Ontology annotation, biological process: detection of chemical stimulus involved in sensory perception of smell; sensory perception of smell. Gene Ontology annotation, cellular component: plasma membrane. Bases 189 to 1508 code for a protein of 439 amino acids. Gene Ontology annotation, molecular function: olfactory receptor activity; odorant binding. The transcript has 9 exons. The record is from RefSeq and is a predicted model, not a curated record. NCBI's taxonomy places the organism in Eukaryota, Metazoa, Arthropoda, Insecta, Lepidoptera, Tortricidae.